GAAAAAGAUGGGGGAAGCUAUGGCAACUGAGGCACCCAAAGCACCGUUGACUAGUGAAAGGAGGAUUCGAAAUGACCUGGAAGAAAAAUUACCAAAACCCUAUUUGGCUAGAGCACUGGUAGCUCCUGAUGUGGAUCAUCCAAAUGGAACACCAGGACAUCGGAACAAUGGAAUGAGUGUUCUUCAGCAACAUGUUGCCUAUUUUGAUCAAGACAACAAUGGAAUUGUUUAUCCCUGGGAGACUUACAGAGGCAUUCGAGAUCUUGGUUUCAAUCCAGUUUCCUCUCUUUUUAUAGCAAUUUUCAUCAAUUUUGGAUUGAGUUAUCUCACUCUCCCUGGGUGGCUGCCAAAUCUGCUAUUUCCCAUAUACAUAGACAGAAUACACAAAGCAAAGCAUGGGAGUGAUUCAGCAACAUUUGACACUGAAGGAAGGUUUAUGCCAGUGAACCUUGAGAACAUUUUUAGCAAGUAUGCUCGGACAGAACCCGACAAGUUAACAUUCGGAGAGGUGUGGCGAAUGACUGAGGCAAAUAGGGUGGCAUAUGACUUCAUUGGCUGGCUUGUAUCCAAGGGAGAAUGGGUGCUUUUAUAUAUCCUUGCCAAGGAUCAGAAUGGUUUUCUAUCGAAAGAAGCUGUAAGGGGGUGUUUUGAUGGGAGUUUAUUCGAGUACUGUGCCAGAAUGAAUAAGGGUCGUGACGGAAAGAACCGCUGAAUAAAGCAGUGGUGGCUGCCGGUCGGAACAGCUGCAACUAUCAGCUAAUGCUACUUCAUAUCCCCAGAUUACCACUUCUGAUAAAAUAACUAAGUGUAGUUUU
Messenger RNA from Durio zibethinus, 815 nucleotides. RefSeq names its product putative peroxygenase 3. Lineage: Eukaryota; Viridiplantae; Streptophyta; Magnoliopsida; Malvales; Malvaceae. The record is from RefSeq and is a predicted model, not a curated record. Gene Ontology annotation, molecular function: calcium ion binding; monooxygenase activity.